AUGCCUACCCAUUUGUCGAAGACCCGCAAGCACCGCGGACACGUCUCCGCCGGUCACGGACGUGUUGGAAAGCACAGGAAGCAUCCCGGUGGUCGUGGUAUGGCUGGUGGUCAGCACCACCACAGGACCAACAUCGAUAAGUACCAUCCCGGUUACUUCGGUAAGGUUGGUAUGAGGUACUUCCACAAGACCCAACAAAAGUUCUGGAAGCCCGUUGUCAACCUCGACAAGCUCUGGUCGCUCGUCCCCGCCGAGAAGCGCGACGCCUACCUCGCCAAGAAGGGCGACAAGGCGCCCGUCCUCGACCUCCUCUCGCUCGGUUACUCCAAGGUUCUCGGCAAGGGCCGUCUCCCCGAUGUCCCCAUCAUCGUCCGCGCUCGCUACGUCUCCGCCGAGGCCGAGAAGAAGAUCAAGGAGGCUGGCGGUGUUGUCCAGCUCGUCGCAUAA
This is a messenger RNA of Didymosphaeria variabile, 447 nucleotides long. RefSeq names its product 60S ribosomal protein L28 (gene RPL28). The coding region runs from base 1 to 447 and encodes 148 amino acids. Gene Ontology annotation, biological process: translation. Lineage: Eukaryota; Fungi; Ascomycota; Dothideomycetes; Pleosporales; Didymosphaeriaceae. Gene Ontology annotation, cellular component: cytosolic large ribosomal subunit; ribosome. The record is from RefSeq and is a predicted model, not a curated record. The transcript has 3 exons. Gene Ontology annotation, molecular function: structural constituent of ribosome.